AUGGCUCAUUCAGUACCAACUGGAAUUGUUACUCAUGCUAGAAAGGUAUGCAGUCUUUACAAACGCAUUCUUCGGAAUUAUGAGUCCUGGUAUCCUGAUUUUCUUGAUUUUAGGUAUGAAGCUGUACUCACUCGCGAGAUCUUUGACAAAAACAAAGAUAUAAAAGAUCUGCGAGUAGCAAAAAAAUUGUUACUAGAAGGAGAAUUAAAGUUAGAAAAAAUAAUGCACCCACAACCAUUGUACUUCCCAGAAUCUCCAGGUGGUUGUGCUCACGAACGUGAAGUAAUACCUCCAGACUGGGUUCUCGAUUACUGGCAUCCAACUGAGAAAGCUAUGUAUCCAAAAUACUUUGCUCUAAGAGAGAAACGUAAGCUUGAAUACAUGAAACUUUACGAUAAGCAAUUUCCUGAUGCCCCGAAGGAAUUCAAAGAUGUUCAUUAA
Molecule: messenger RNA, 441 nt
Organism: Cotesia congregata
Lineage: Eukaryota; Metazoa; Arthropoda; Insecta; Hymenoptera; Braconidae
Source: the annotation of a GenBank genome assembly